Molecule: messenger RNA, 1587 nt
Organism: Aspergillus nomiae NRRL 13137
Lineage: Eukaryota; Fungi; Ascomycota; Eurotiomycetes; Eurotiales; Aspergillaceae
Product: PEX28-32 family peroxisomal membrane protein
Exons: 3
Coding region: 1-1587 (528 amino acids)
Biological process (GO): peroxisome organization
Cellular component (GO): peroxisomal membrane
Source: RefSeq, a predicted model, not a curated record
AUGGAAGAACAUACUUCGGACGCUAUCGUCAACCGUGACGAGCCUGUCCCUGUAAUCUCCGUGGGGAAACAAGGGGACGAAUCAAGAGAUUCUAAACCUUCUGCUGGACAUCCGCGAUCCAUCUCGGGUGCUGGUCGGUCCUUGCAAGAUAAACUAUUCGCCAAACUCUUGCAGCAAGUAAUCCCGGCAGAAGAUGUCGACGACGACUCUGUGGUCAUGGGCGACAAGCGGCCUGUCGAUCCCAAACGGCCGGCCUUCAGUCUGCCCCUGAUGGCUAAUAACUUCCGCAGAUUCAAUGCAAGAAUUGGGAUUGUAUUCUCAUUUCAGACGCGCAUGGAGCGUUUGCUCAGCUGGAAAAAGUCUUCCCAUACUUUCUCUUUUCUUUUCGUCUACUCUUUCGUCUGCUUAGACCCUCAUCUCCUCGUAAUCAUACCCAUCGCUUCUGUCUUACUGUUUGUGAUGGUCCCCGCGUUUCUGGCACGCCAUCCUCCACCUCCAUCAACAUCAACAUCCAGUAUCACUCCUUAUUACUCAUACCAAGGCCCAGCACUUGCACCAGCCAAGACGAUCAAGCCGGCACCAGAGACAUCUAAAGAUUUCUUUCGGAAUAUGCGGGACUUGCAGAAUUGUAUGGCCGAUUUCUCUGACAUACACGAUGCAACGGUUUCUGCAUUCGCGCCUCUGACGAACUUCUCCAAUGAAAAGGUGUCGUCCGUUGUCUUUCUAGUCUGUACAAUCAUUACGGCUCUGUUGUUCCUGACUGCGCACCUCCUGCCGUGGAGAUAUAUACUCCUUGUGGGUGGCAACGCUGCUAUUCUGUCCAGCCACCCCAGCCUCCAGGAACUAUUCCAAAAUAUUGCAGGUGACCUUACAAAUGAACCCGCUGGGGAUGCUCUCACAACAUCCAACAAUGGCAAGAAGGAUACAGUGGACGUCCUAGGCGUACCCCUGCCAUCUUCUCCCUCCGCAACCAUGUCUUCAUUAAGGUCUUUGGCAGAUAUCUCCCUAGACACGUAUCCCGAAGAACGUGAGGUGGAGAUCUUCGAAAUUCAAUACCGCUCUCUGGCCCCUUAUUCUGACGCACAAUGGGACCACUUCAUUUUCAGCCCCAUGCCAUACGACCCACUAUCCCCAUUGCGUAUUGCUGGAGACCGUCCUAAAGGCUGCCGGUUCUUCGAGGAUGUUCAGCCGCCUUCUGGCUGGGCUUGGAAAAGCAAGAAGUGGGAACUUGACCUAGAUUGCCGCGAGUGGGUCGUGGAACGAAUGAUUACUGGUGUCGGCUUUGAAGUUUCAGAAAGUACCCCUGACGAAAGCGCGGCUAAUGACGAAAUUGGGGGUUGGGUCUGGGACGCUGCAUUAGGUAAUGAGGAGUUUGACUCCGACUUGAAAUCGUCCGGAAUGGGAGAUGUGAAGAAGGUCAAGCGGAAAGGAAAGGGACGCGCGUCGCAGGAUUACGAGGAGAAGGGAGGUACUGGACCAUCAGUGAUGGGGGAAUGGAGAAGACGACGAUGGGUACGAAUCGUUCACAGGACAAGUAUGCCAGCGGAAAGCGAUAAGGCAUAUACGGCCAGUGAAGAUAGAGAUUGA